GUACGGUCCAAGAUGACCUCAAACUAAAAGCCGUUUCCUUCCAGGCGUCAGUGCUCUGCCGGACUCCUCCGCCCAGGGCCAGGCUCUUAACGCUUCCAGCAGCACCUCCACGUCACAAGGGAUCAACGGAGGGGUGGAGGAGGGCCCUCCUGGUGACGGAAGUCUCCAUGAUGCAUCCUCUUUUUCCCAAGAGUCUGUUGGUGCACCAGGACAGCCAGGGUCCUCCUUGUACUCCAUGUCUGUAGGUGCCGAGGGACAUGGCAGUUCUUCAUCUCAGCUGCAGGCUCCAGGAACAGAGGGAGGACACGCUGACACCACGUCUCACGGUUCAGAGGCACCUGAGAUGGAGUUCAACGGUAAUGGUCACAAGCUGCUGAAUGGAGCCCUUGAGAAUGGUCAUUCAGCCUUAGGCACGGACCCGUUCACUGAUGGAACCGCUCAUACAGACUCCACAGCAGGUGCUCUUGAGCCGCUUGGUACCGAUUCUCACCUGGACUAUACAGGCAUCAUAGAUGAAUCCAGUCAUGACUUCCUCAUUGGGUUGAUGGGUGGAGUUGAUCCCUUUGGUCCAGACAUUCACAUUGAGGCAGAUCUGGAUCUGCUGUCCAGUAGCAGCCCAUAUCCAGAUGCCCAUCCAGGCUCCUCCCCCGACCAUGCUGUCUCCGGCUCAGACGACCCUCCAGCAGCAGACACAGGCAUGGGAGAUUACGCUGGCCACAUGGAUGCUCCAGACGCAGCAUCUGUGAUAUCACUUCCAGAUCAUUUACACAUAGAUUACCCAGAUGUCUCCAGCACAGACUCAGCUGAUUCUAAUGGGAAUGGUCGACAGAGUCUGGUUAUAGACACCCAUGGAGGAGACCACCAUGUUGAUGAUCAUAUCCACAUCAUGGGGACUAUCGCAGCCACUGUCCUGGUAGAUGGUGUGGACGAUGUCCACGCCCCCACGCCUGCCCCAGUGCUGGCAGACGUCCACAGUUCUACUGCCUCGGACGCUCCAGGGGCUGAUGAUGUCACAGUGACCAGUGGACUUCUGAACUUCACAGAAUCCGAGUUUGGAUUAGGACAUAACGUCACAGGAGCUGGAGAUUUUCACAUUGUUGUCGACCACACAGAGUCAUCAGUUACAGGGGUUCCGAGCAACACUUUUCCCCAGACUGAUGCUGUAGGCACUUACACAGCAACAGACACGGCAACAGACAUGGCAACAGGCACGGCAACGGAUACGGCAACAGACAUGGCAACAGGCACGACAACAGACACAACAACAGACAUGGCAACAGACAAAGGAACAGCGGACCCACAAGCUGCCCGUGGUUCCAGUCAGCCUGCCGGAACAGAACAGUCACAGCUGGCUGUUCCAGCAGCUGAACAGUACAACACAUCUGGUCAGGGUCCUGAAGGUGCAGAAGAUGUGGAACUGGAGGAUACCUGCUGACUUCCACAUGAAGCCCAGGGUGCACUUCCUGCGUUAUCGUUUCCAAUGCACGGACCAAUCAGCACAGCAGCCUCCCAGUGACCCCACCCACCAGCAAUAGUCCUCUGUGUCUGUGUGUUUGUUUGAACUAUUUAAACUUAAAUAUGACACUGUAAAUUCAAUUUCUACACUUGUUUAUAACUACAUUUCUAUGUCCCUGCGCAAGAAGACGAUGUGAGAAAUUUGUUUCAGAUGAAAGGAGUCCCAAUGAAAGGAUUUUUUCCCUCCCUCUAAAACUGUUGUACAAAACUCAAAUUUAAUUCGUCUUUGUGGUUUGUUAUAUUCUAAGGUACUGUAUUUCCAUAUUUAGAGAAUGUGAGAAAUAUGCAACUUCAGUGUCAGAAUUGUACAUUUCUAAAUGUAUGUCAGCGUAAACAUUAAAAGUAACUUCUAUUUUGAACAUCAAA
Molecule: messenger RNA, 1881 nt
Organism: Hypomesus transpacificus
Lineage: Eukaryota; Metazoa; Chordata; Actinopteri; Osmeriformes; Osmeridae
Exons: 28
Coding region: 236-1435 (399 amino acids)
Source: RefSeq, a predicted model, not a curated record